AUGUCAACAAAUAUAGUAACUUUAGCUAAAGCAGAUAAUAACUAUGAUAAUGUGUAUUUUGAUGAAAAUAAUUUAAAAGAAGAAGAAGGAGAAUCAAAUAAAGCUAAGUUAGAUAAUGAAAAUGAUUCUAGUAAUUUUGAAGAAAAGAUACUAGAUGAAUCAGAUAAUAAUAGAUAUAGUGAAUAUA
Messenger RNA from Racocetra persica, 187 nucleotides. The record is from the annotation of a GenBank genome assembly. Lineage: Eukaryota; Fungi; Glomeromycota; Glomeromycetes; Diversisporales; Gigasporaceae.